Trichechus manatus latirostris (Florida manatee) is the source of this 604-nucleotide messenger RNA. It is a transcript of the gene LY96, whose product is annotated as lymphocyte antigen 96. The record is from RefSeq and is a predicted model, not a curated record. The transcript is spliced from 5 exons. Bases 107 to 574 code for a protein of 155 amino acids. Gene Ontology annotation, molecular function: lipopolysaccharide immune receptor activity; lipopolysaccharide binding; Toll-like receptor 4 binding. Gene Ontology annotation, biological process: positive regulation of lipopolysaccharide-mediated signaling pathway; toll-like receptor 4 signaling pathway; innate immune response. Lineage: Eukaryota; Metazoa; Chordata; Mammalia; Sirenia; Trichechidae. Gene Ontology annotation, cellular component: lipopolysaccharide receptor complex.
AAUCACAUGACUGGUGACUAAAUCUUUUCUGCUUAGUGAAAGAGAAGCGUCUGAUGAUUACUUAGCUAUCCUCCUUUCAUUUUUGAAGUUUUGGAGAUUUUCAGUCAUGUUCCAAUUUGUGCUUUUUUCCACCCUGUUUCCUUCUGUAUUUACUGAGCUUGGGGAGCCACGCUGGGUCUGCAACUCCUCGGAUAUAAGUAUUUGGUACACCUACUGUGAUAACAUGAAAUACCCUAUUUCACUGAAUCUUACACCUUGUAUAACAUUGAAGGGAAGCAGAGGACUUUUGCAUAUUUACUACAUUCCAAGGAGAGACGUGGAAAAAUUAUAUUUCAAUCUCUAUCUAUCUGUCAACUCCAUAAACCUUCCAAAGCGCAAAGAAGUUAUUUGUCGAGGAUCUGAUGACAGUUAUUCUUUUUGCAGAGCUCUGAAGGGAGAGACUGUGAAUACAACAAUACCAUUCUCCUUCAGGGGAAUAAAAUUUUCUAAGGGACUGUACAGAUGUGUUGCAGAAGCCAUUAGCGGAAAGACUGAAGAGAUGCUCUUUUGUUUGAAUUUUACCAUGAUACACUAAUCUGCAUUCAAAUAAAUGGAGUCGAUUUUA